Messenger RNA from Nilaparvata lugens (brown planthopper), 750 nucleotides. Its product is annotated as zinc finger homeobox protein 3-like. Lineage: Eukaryota; Metazoa; Arthropoda; Insecta; Hemiptera; Delphacidae. Bases 171 to 665 code for a protein of 164 amino acids. The record is from RefSeq and is a predicted model, not a curated record. The transcript has 4 exons.
CAAUAUUUGUGUCUUCUUACAAGUGGAGCUGAUCAUUAAAUACUUCUUCCCUUUUAGUUUAUGAGGCUUUGUGUGGUUUGUACUUCUAGUCGUAUAUGGAUGCGACUUGAUUGUUAAUAAGUUUGUGAAAGUGAUUAGCUUUUGUGAUUACUUGAUUCGUAAAUUGUAAUAUGCUCCGGUUUGGAAUGACAGAUCUCGAAGAAGGCGGUCUAGCUAUUGAAGAUCGCACGAGUCCAAUGGCGGUGGUUCAACGUUAUCCUACAAACCCAAGCCCCAAAAUAAUGUCUUCCGACGGCAACGUGUCAAAACUUUCUCUGAUGCAGGCUCGUUUCCAGCAGCGUCAACAACAGGAGAAAGAACAGAAACUGCUGCAGCUCUACUCGGAGCAAGCACAGCAGGCCUACGCGCGGAUCGGAGUAGGCGGAGGCGGCGGAAGUGGAGGCAGCGGGGGCGGUGGAGGCGGCAAGGUUCGUCAGCUGUUCCAGGAGCGGAGGGUCGAAGGGCCACCAGUCUGGACAGGUCACACCAACAGCGCACCAAGAAGCCGGCCAGCCUUUACAAGGGAAUUCCGCAGAGAUACCCAUCAGCCGGCUACGAAGGUGAUGACGACUUGUUCUACCAGCCGCAGAACAACCACAUUCUGUACACGUCACAGCAGCGCCUAGACCACGACUUCCUAGACUACAACCAGCUGCAUCACAAGGCAAGCAACGGCUACAAGCAGGUCUACAACGACGAGCAUAUUGGCUA